Sycon ciliatum is the source of this 2150-nucleotide messenger RNA. Its product is annotated as magnesium transporter NIPA2-like. Gene Ontology annotation, biological process: magnesium ion transport. The transcript has 6 exons. The record is from RefSeq and is a predicted model, not a curated record. Gene Ontology annotation, cellular component: membrane. Lineage: Eukaryota; Metazoa; Porifera; Calcarea; Leucosolenida; Sycettidae. Gene Ontology annotation, molecular function: magnesium ion transmembrane transporter activity. Bases 148 to 1425 code for a protein of 425 amino acids.
CUGAGGCUCGAAGGGGAAAUGAACAAAGACGAUUCCAUCCAGAUCGAAGAGACUACUCAGUUCAUGUUGCUAAUUAUUUUGCGAAGUGCUUACAUGUAAUGCCGGUUAGAAGAGUUCGUUCAGGCCACUCCGAGCCACCUUUCUGUCAUGGGGCUGGGGAGGUUUUCGCGGAAUGACUUGGCUACAACUGCUACCGCCGCUGCUGUUGUCAAUAUAUUGUGUUCCGAUGCUCCUGUAGAUAUUAGUACAAGUAUGCCUGGACAGCUCGUCGUUACGCCUGCAACUGGAGCAUCAGGACCGACCGAUUUUUACAAAGGCGUCGCUCUGGCUGUAAGCUCCAGUGCUUUCAUCGGGGCGAGCUUCAUCAUCAAGAAGAAAGGUUUGCUGCGAGUCGGUCGCUCUUCAGACGGACGUGCCGGAAGCGGCGGUUACGCUUAUUUGAGGGAAUGGCUAUGGUGGACAGGCCUGUUGACAAUGGUUGCUGGCGAGGCAGCUAAUUUCACAGCUUAUGCGUUUGCCUCUGCCGUGGUUGUUACACCACUCGGUGGUCUCAGUGUUAUUGUCAGUGCCAUUCUUGCAUCUUAUAUGCUGAAGGAGCGGCUCAACGCUCACGGAAAACUUGGCUGCUUUCUGUGCUUAAUUGGAGCUACGGUGGUCAUCCUCUCAGCUCCGGAAGAGCAAGUCGUCACAAGGGUCACUGAGCUUCAAGCUCGCUUACGUGAUGCUGUGUUCAUCACGUAUGUUGUGAUGGUUGUCGCCAUCUCAACCUAUCUCAUCUGGUGUGUUGCACCUGCUCACGGUAACAAGAACAUGUUGGUCUACAUUACGAUAUGCUCCUUGAUCGGCUCCCUGUCCGUGAUGGCUUGCAAAGGUGUUGGACUUGCUAUCAAGCUGACAAUUGAAGGUGAUAACCAGCUGGACCGUGCGAUAGUCUGGGUCUUGGUGCUUGCUGUUAUCUCUUGCAUUAUGGUGCAAAUGAACUAUCUGAACCGGGCCCUCGACAUCUUCAACACAUCAAUGGUAACCUCAAUUUAUUACGUUAUGUUCACGGGGGCUACCAUAACAGCAUCGUUUAUCCUUUUCAAAGACUGGCAACGUUCCCAUGCGAAAGGUGUGAUCGGUAUCCUCUGCGGCUUUUCAACUAUUGUUGUGGGCGUCAUUCUUCUCCGUUUCUUUCAAGAGGUUGAGCUGCCCGAAGGCCAGUUCAAGGCCUUGUCCUGUGGUGGGGGCCUGGAGCGUAUGUUUGCAAUGUGUCCUGGCUUUGAGGACUGUGCUGGCUGCUGUGAGGAUCGGCUGUCUGUGUCGCGGAGGAUGUCGAGGAAAGCCGAGGUGGUGCGGCUCAACGAUGUGGACCGCUUGGAGAGUGAAGAGGAAGAUCUCUAUACAGCCGCAGGUGCUAAUGGCACCACCCUUUUACCCAGUUGAUGUACAAAGUGAGUUGCCUCGCUUUUUUUCUUUUCUUUUUUAUCUAUUGAAUUCUUUUAUGAUGCUGGCCUGCUGGUGGUUGCCAUGCUUGUUGCCAGUCUAAUGAGUUCUUUACCACUGUACAUAGUUGAUCGAGUCGACAACUCCUGACCAUAACUUACUGUAUUUUCUUCUGCUGUUACUUCACCUUGCCCGCCGUUGCACAUAGCUUUUUUGCCGUUGAUCGGCUAAACAGGCUGGCCGUAUUUAUAGCUAUGCUUCCGUUGACCUUGCUUGCCGACGAAUAAUAUGUGUACACCGUGUGUGUGUGUGUGUGUGUGUAUGUGUGUGUGUGUGUGUGUGUGUGGGUGUGUGUGUGUGUGUAUGGGUGGGUGUGUGUGUGUGUGUGUGUGUGUGUGUGUGUGUGUGUGUGUGUGUGUGUGUGUGUGUGUGUGUGUGUGUGUGUGUGUGUAGUGGGAUAUUAUCUGAAAAUAUUUAGACGUGUCUGUUCCGCUUCUUUUUGCCAACAACUAUAGUUCACAUUUGCUAUUCUCGCCUUCUAUGUAGACGCGUCUAUUUUCCCUAGGAUUGCCUAUUUCAAACAACUGCAUUAUGCACACAGUCAUGAAUUUUGACUUUUCGUUUUAGCUUGCGGUAUUUGUUGAUCAGUAUCGUUAUACAAAUUGUGAUUUCCCUGUGAGCCAGUUUGACACUGAGCUGCAUUAUGCGACCCACUUCAACUAGUA